CAGGGCACCUUUUGUCAUCUGAUGCUUAAUAAUCACAUAAAUUCAUUUGAUCGCUUUGGGUGUAGAGAGUCUGUCUCAGAUGUGCUGCUGUGGUCCCAAAUGCAUGCAUGCACAGUGAAGGCAGGGCGGACCAGUUUUUAGGGGGGACCGUUCGGUCUGUGAUACAAGAUCAGGGUUAAAUUUACCUCAUUUGUGGGCUGGGCCAGGAUUAACACUUGCUCAUUGGCUGGGUCAGGGUUAAACCUUGCUCGUAGGUUAUACCUAACUUCAGCGGAGGUUGAUGUUACGUUGUCAUUCUGUUUGUUUUGCUUCAAAAUAUCCUAACAACUGGCAGAUGGAUUAAAGGAUGUGAAGUUUCUGAAGGGGCAGAGGUCAGAGUUUGUAUUUUUUUUUAAAGCUAACAUUUACUGAUACCAUCAUAACGAAUAUGUCCUUUGUGUCUUUCUUUUAGUUUCUCACGUUAUGACAUCACAAUGACCUGAUGAUAAUGAGAAUGUUUUUGCUGACUCUUACUCCGGUGGAGGGAUUUGCUCUCUGAGUGCUCUUCUAUUUUCCAUUCAAUUUUUUGUUUGUUUAUUGAGAAAUGUUUUUUGUGUUUGGCCCCUGGAAGCUGCUAUACAUUUUAAACUCAUCAGACAUACUAAAUUAUUCUGUAAAAACAAACAUUAACAUCUGACAAACACACAUUGUGACCUCCAGCUGUCACUGUGCGACCUUUGACUGAUGCAGGCUAAAUAUUGUGAUCCUGAUGAAUAUUAAUGAGUGGCAAUUAUCAUCCAUCAGCGCUGAAUGCAUGAAUAAUGUUUGAUUGACAGUAGGAGGCGGACUCUCUGAGCAUAUAAAUGCAGGUGGAGUCAGUGAGGAAGAAGAAGCUGCAGCUGAAGUUCCAGAAAGAAGAAGGAAGCGUAACGUGGCGUCAUCAGCACACUUUGGAAUACACGAUGGACAGCGUCCGUACGGUGGUCUACUUGUCUUUCUGUCUGUCUGUGCUGACAUCAUUCUGCCAGGGUCAAAGGCCAGAGGACAACCAGCUGCCCUCGCUGCUGGAUGAGUCCAUCCUGGGAUUCAGGGAACUGGCUGAAACUCUGCAGGGUGUCCUGCAUGAAGCUGACAGCAGGGCGGCGCUCUCUGUGGAGAAGAAGGCCAGCGUCAUCCCUCGGUGUGAUGUGGGCGAGCGAUGUGCGAUGAAACACGGCCCUCGGAUCGGCCGAUUGUGUGACUGCCUGAGAGGAACUGCCUGCAACACCUUUUUCCUGCGCUGCUACUGAACUCCCUCAUCUGUCCUUCUGUACUCGUGAGAUGCUCACUGACUCACACACCCAUUACUUCCCAACACCGGGGUCAUGACCUCAAGUUGGAGGUCAUCUGAUAUAUCAAUGACAUCAUGAGCAAAUGAAUUUGUUCUUGUGUUUUUGUCUCAUGUGAAUGUGUAUCUGAUGUGUAUCUGAAGUUAAAUCAACAACAACACUGAAUGAGCUUCAUUUUUACUUUUUCUAAACAUGAUGCACCAACAUGUGAUUGGGCACAGUGAGGUCACAUGAUCAUGUUAUCCUUUGUCAUAAUGUUUACUGAAUCUGUCAUCUAAAAUGUUAUCAGACCUCAUAAUUUUAAAAAUAUGUAUUAAAGGGAAAUAAAUGUCAUUAUUUC
Molecule: messenger RNA, 1647 nt
Organism: Thalassophryne amazonica
Lineage: Eukaryota; Metazoa; Chordata; Actinopteri; Batrachoidiformes; Batrachoididae
Gene: cart4
Product: cocaine- and amphetamine-regulated transcript 4
Biological process (GO): G protein-coupled receptor signaling pathway; adult feeding behavior; negative regulation of appetite
Molecular function (GO): neuropeptide hormone activity
Source: RefSeq, a predicted model, not a curated record